AUGUCAGCACCAAAGAUGAUGGUGAUGAUGAGACGGGCCAAAGCUAUGAAGGCCGAAGCGGCAACCGAUGCCCCGACGUCGGCGGCGGCAGUCGCGGCCCCCGUGAAGACAGAGUGCGGCGGUGGAGAGCAGCUGAGCAUGGUGCAGCGCCUCUUUGGGCGCUCGCGGGCGGGCCCAGCAGCGCCGCCGCCAAGGGCGGCGCGGCCAGCGCAGAAGCAGGUCGUGAAAGCCACAGCUGCCAAGUCGGCUCCUCCAUUGCCAUCGGCAGGCGCAGCUGCUGAAGUUGGUGCAGCCCCUGCUACGGCGGCUGAUCCAACACCUCCCGCACCUGCAGUGGCGUCGCCCGUCGCCGCGCUGAAGUUCAAGGAGGAGGCCAGCAACCCCCCUGGUAGGAUGGCAGACGGUUCGUCCUGGCUCGUGAAGGAUAAGCCAACCUACGACAAGUUCUACUACCGCCUCGGCAACAAUCAGAUCAUCGCUGACCUCUGGAAAGAUACGCAACUCAAGGGCGAGGACGAGCAGCGCGCGUUCGUCAACUCCGUGAUCCUGUCCAAGGCGGGCACGGUGCCCGCAGCCUUGCUCCAACGAGUCAGGGCGAUCUCGAACGAGAAGGAGGGCAAUACCACGGGUGAGUGGAUGACGUUCAAGGCUGCAGCCGACAGAGAUGGGGGGCAACUCAUUCGUGAGCGUAUUGCUCAUGGGACGGUGAUCACGAGGCCGAACCCCGAGCCCCCUCCCAGCACGCAGAUUGAGCACCCCUGGAACUUGGAGGUGGCGUGCGUCAAGGAGGGGUGGUCCAAGAAGGUGAAGGAGCAGGACGAGGAGAGUGGGGCGACCAAGGAGUUCUGCGAGAAGUUCUCGACAACGUGGAAUGGCGUCGGCACCCAGUCGAGCUCGCCCACGCUGCCCGCGAACCCGCGCGUCGACGCCCAGCACCCGCAGAAGGACCCGCCCAGCGAGGGGGACAAGGUCGCCGUGGCGAAUGCUCGCAAAGUCCACUCGUCAUUCGACAAGACGGCGAGGGAGUGGCAGGGGCUGCUGGCGCGGUCCGAGGCGAACCCCUACACCAAGGGGGCGAAGUUCCAGACCGACUUGCAGGAUAAGUUGGGCGUGUGCAAGCAGCUCGAUAGCAAAGUGAUGGCCCUCGAGAUGCAGCUCCUCAGCCGGAUCCCGCUCACCGACAGCGAGAUCAAGCAGGCGGGCUUCGACGCGAACGGCCUCGUCGAGGAGAUGAAGGAGGGCAAGAAGAUCGCAGCUAAGAUCAAGGCGUGGCUGGAGGACUGA
Messenger RNA from Prorocentrum cordatum, 1284 nucleotides. The record is from the annotation of a GenBank genome assembly. NCBI's taxonomy places the organism in Eukaryota, Dinophyceae, Prorocentrales, Prorocentraceae.